Messenger RNA from Cynocephalus volans (Philippine flying lemur), 1863 nucleotides. RefSeq names its product long-chain specific acyl-CoA dehydrogenase, mitochondrial-like. NCBI's taxonomy places the organism in Eukaryota, Metazoa, Chordata, Mammalia, Dermoptera, Cynocephalidae. The record is from RefSeq and is a predicted model, not a curated record. Gene Ontology annotation, molecular function: acyl-CoA dehydrogenase activity; flavin adenine dinucleotide binding.
AUGGCGGGAGUGGGCUGGGCAGGUGGGGCCCAGCAGAGCGUGGCAGAAUGUGGGGCCCAGGACGGGUCGGGCUGUGGGCUGCGCAGCGGGCCAGUGUGUCCCGCGUCUCCCCUGGCAGCCCCCGAGGUAUAUGGCAGAGCCAGCCAUGCCAGUGCCAGCGUCUCUGCCACAGCUCUCUCCUGGAUUCAGGUCUGCAAGACCGGCUGCGAGUGGACGGUCUCCUGUUUACAUGCCCAGCACGUAGCCCAGUCCCUCACGGUGGAAGCACGAGGAAUCGUGAGGAACCGCAAGCUCCUUUGGUUACUUGAUCAGCGAACCAUCACCGUGAAAGACCAAGCGUUUGGUCCCAUGAAGCAGGUAGAUAGAUACCGUGGUGCAGACCGCAGCUGCAGAGUCCGACGGUCCCGGGGUCGGUCCGCCUGCCCUUCGCCCCGUCACCUGCCCGCGGUCAGCCUCGCUGCCCGGGCCGUGGCCGCUCGCCUGCCCCGCGGGACCCUGCGCCCCUUGUGCGGCCGCUGUGCGCUGCGCCCGCCGCCCCCCGCGAGAUGUUCUCAUUCUGGAGGGGAACAAUGUCUAGAAAUUCCUUCUGCUAAAAAAUUAACAGAUAUAGGAAUUAGAAGAAUCUUUUCUUCAGAGCAUGACAUUUUCAGGGAAAGUGUAAGAAGGUUUUUUCAAGAAGAAGUGAUUCCUCAUCACUCAGAAUGGGAGAAAGCUGGACAAGCGAGUAGGGAAAUUUGGGGAAAAGCUGGAAAACAAGGACUGCUUGGUGUCAGUGCUGCAGAGCAUCGUGGCGGUGUUGGUGGGGACUUGUAGUCGGGUGUUGUUUGGGAGGAGCAAGCAUAUUCAGACUGCACAGGCCCAGGUUUUAGUCUUCAUUCAGAUAUUGUGUUGCCUUAUAUUGCAAACUAUGGCUCAGAAGAACAGAUUAAGUGCUUCAUCCCCCAGAUGACUGCAGGCAAAUGUAUUAGUGCCAUAGCAAUGACAGAGCCUGAGGCUGGAAGUGAUUUGCAAGGAGUAAGAACAAAUGCCAAAAGGGAUGGAAGUGACUGGAUUCUCAGUGGAAACAAGGUGUUGUUCAUCACUAAUGGGCAAUUAUGUGAUGUUGUGAUUGUAGUCGCAGUCACAACUCGUGAAGUUCACUCCCCUGCCCAUGGCAUUAGCCUUUUUCUGGUGGAAAAUGGAAUGAAAGGCUUUAUCAAGGGACGAGAGCUACAUAAAAUGGGAUUAAAAUCCCAGGAUACUACAGAACUGUUCUUUGGAGAUGUACGGUUGCCAGCUAGUGCCUUACUUGGAGAAGAAAAUAAGGGCUUCUAUUACCUCAUGCAAGAGCUUCCACAGGAAAGGCUGGGAAUUGCUGUCUUAGCAGUUUCAGCCAGUGAAUUCAUGUUUGAAGAAACCAGGAACUAUGUUAAAUGCAGAAAAGCUUUAGGGAAGACAGUUGCACAAAUACAGGUCACCGGUGUUCCUGUCGCCAGGCUGACGUCUGUCUGCACCAACACCCUUGAAAGGGGCGAGGCGGCCGACCUCCGUGCCCGCGCCAAGAGCACCGAGGGCCCGCGCCUUGAGAAAGGCCACCGAGGCUUCUUCCGCGGCCGGGAAGGGCGGCGUCCACACUCCUGGGCGGCGAGGGCGCCCGGGGCUCGGACGCACAGAACCCGCCGGCUCCGGCCGCUUCUGGGAGCUGGAGAGUCAGCCGGGGGACAAUUCCGCACGCGGGGGCGCUCAGUUCUGGAACGGGAAACCCUGAGGGAGAUGCGGGAUCCCGAAGCCGGGAUGUGCGGCCCCGGGCUCUUCGCUUCGGUGGCGGCGGAGGCGCGGAACCCUAAACCCGGACCUGGCGGGAGCCGCGGUCUCCUUGCCUGA